This is a messenger RNA of Saccostrea cuccullata (small rock oyster), 494 nucleotides long. RefSeq names its product coronin-A-like. Lineage: Eukaryota; Metazoa; Mollusca; Bivalvia; Ostreida; Ostreidae. The coding region runs from base 33 to 407 and encodes 124 amino acids. The record is from RefSeq and is a predicted model, not a curated record. Gene Ontology annotation, biological process: actin filament organization. Gene Ontology annotation, molecular function: actin filament binding. The transcript has 3 exons.
ACACAUUUGUUUUACUCAGACAAAGUAGACGGAUGAUUUUCCUGUAUGACACUGGUGACCUGAGCCAGCCUCUUUAUGAGGACUCAAUAGACGAGUCCCCUGCCAUUCUCAUACCCUACUACGAUGAAGACAGCAAUACUGUGUUUCUGUCUGGAAGAGGGAAUGGACAGUUAUAUGCCUAUGAAGUUGCAACAGAGGAACCAUAUUUAUUUCCCUUAGCAACAACUAAGUUUACAACUCCAAGCCAAGCAUUCGCCUUCCUUCCAAAAUACCUGUGUGACGUAAAAAAUGUAGAAUUUGCCAAAGCUUACAGAUUAACCCAGACUACAGUAGAGCCCGUGUCUUUCACUGUUCCCAGAGUGAGGUUGGAGUUUUUCCAAGAUGACCUUUUCCAGAUACUUGAGUGACCUGGGAACCAACAAUGACCAGUAAGGAAUGGUUGGCAGGGAGCAAUCAACAACCCAGAUCUAUAAGUCUGAAGCCCAAAGACAUGA